Psilocybe cubensis is the source of this 1755-nucleotide messenger RNA. RefSeq lists its product as uncharacterized. The transcript has 6 exons. NCBI's taxonomy places the organism in Eukaryota, Fungi, Basidiomycota, Agaricomycetes, Agaricales, Agrocybaceae. The coding region runs from base 1 to 1755 and encodes 584 amino acids. The record is from RefSeq and is a predicted model, not a curated record.
AUGCUUACGCAAGCGCAGGAUAGGCCCAACGGCGUAUCUUCAGGAGCAGGCAUUAACGCAUUCGAGGGUGCAGUCUUUGAGGACUCGGAGGGGAGCUUAUUCGCCACCACAGCUGGGAGCGUGUUUAUCUAUGACCACAACUACGCACACGGCUUUUCACCAGUACGCCUCAGAAAUCAACUGGCACGCGACUCGGGAGGUAUGCUGUGCAGGUACACGCACCCAGAGAACACUGUGCACAACCGUUCAGAUCCAGGUUCCUCCAGCAGCCUCGUGCAGCAGCAGCAACAGUACCAGAUGCAUACCCCACGCGGCCCCAUAACAGCGUUCAAGCAGGCGCACUUCCGAAAUCAUAAGGCUAGCAAGCAAUUGGUGUCUGAGGGUGACAUCUAUAUUGCUCACGCUCCCAAUCGCGCGUGCUGUUCUGAUGUUAAAGGAGGUGACCAGGUCGAGGGGGCGCUCGUGCAGACACAUAAACAAGCAAUAGAGGGAUGGUCGGGGACACCACUUCUUGAUAUAUCACCACAUUCGUCUUCCCUCACGCAUUCGCAGAUGCAGAUCCAACCGUAUUCCAAUCCGUAUCAGCAUCAGUUUUUGCAGCCUGCGCAGGACAUUGCAACAGAAAGCGGCCAUGCCCAAAGUGCACCUUCGAAUGUGCAGACAACGUCGCAUGUCCCCAACGGCCCCCAUGGUCAGAUCACGCCGUAUUAUGGCUCCUCUAAUGUUCAGAGCACCGCAUAUGUCCAAAACACUGCUCAUGGUCCGUGUAUACCCCACACCCAAAGCACCUCUCACCACACUCCCCUACAUGUGCAAAGCGCUUCCCACUCCCAAACCAACACCAACACCGACGCCAACACCGCCAACACCAACCCCAGCAGCCCCAACAACAACACUAAUACCAACAUCGCCAACACGAACCCCAGCACCGACGUUGCAAAUAUGCGGCCUCCAUCCCCUCCACCAACUCCAUCUUCAUCUCCGUCACCGUCGAUGUCGAUGUCGAUAUCCACGCCAAGGUCCAGGUCAGAACCUGCGAUGCUCCGAGAAUCGCUCAACAAGCAGUCUCUGAGCAAUAAACCCGAUCGCGUGCUCUUUUCGCUGCACCGCAACGACAAGACGGCUGAUCUGUACAAGAUUGUGCAAGUCGAGAUCCGAUACGACAAAGAUAAUAAUAACAUCCCGUACAGUAUUCUGUCCUUUCGCCUGCAGCGCGGAGACGAUUCGGAGAAGCAGUGCACAGCGGUGCGGUUGAGAGGGAAAUUCGUACACGAUACGUGGCACUACCCCAAGUUGCAAAUAAAGAACAUAUGCUGCUCACCGGAGGACGGCCCCGCCUCGCUCGCGGAGAUGGAGGUCCAAAAGACGUCGCAGACAACUGCAGAGGCCACACUUGGCCUCUCGGGACUCACGCCUUCGGUCAAGGGGCGCCUCAACCGCAUGUCAUCUCAACAGACGACGGUGCUCGCCGGCCAACACGCCCGCGGGGAGGUCGCAAACGAGGAGAGUGAAUUUGUUGUCAACCUCAGUGUCGACGCCGCGGCGGCGGCGGAGACUAAGGGUGCCGGGAUGAGUGUUGUGGACCCCCUGAUGUUUGCGCUCCUGCUGAGGCUGGGGGAGCAUCGACAGCCAAUGAAGCUUGAGCUCGAGCUCGAGGUAACAUAUCGCUCCAGGAGGGGUGCGUGGAAGACCCUGAACAAAACGCAUACGGAAGUAUACAUGGGACACGAACGGUUCGAUAUUCUCAAGGUCUGA